Molecule: messenger RNA, 1488 nt
Organism: Parnassius apollo (apollo)
Lineage: Eukaryota; Metazoa; Arthropoda; Insecta; Lepidoptera; Papilionidae
Source: the annotation of a GenBank genome assembly
AUGAUUACAGCUAAUAAUAUAAUUAUUUGUUUCAGGUUAUCAAUAGCUUUGGAGUUGGUUAACAAUCCUCCAGUUUUCUUUUUGGAUGAACCAACUAGCGGGCUAGAUACCGUCACCACAGUCCAGUGUGUGAAGCUUUUGCGGCAACUGGCGAAGCAGGGCAGGACUGUUGUUUGUACAAUACAUCAGCCAACUGCCUCUCUUCUAGAACUGUUUGAUCAGGUAUACGUAAUCGCCGAUGGACGAUGUAUAUACCAAGGCGACACAGAAGCAAUGGUACCGCACUUGCAAAGUAUGGGACUACCUUGUCCCAGACAUCAUAACCCCGCUGAUUUUAUAAUUGAAAUUACAGAAAAUCCCCAAAAUAUAAAUAUGUUGUGCGAAGAAAUCCAGAACGGAAAGCUGUACAAGUCUUCCAAGUUAGAAGUCCCUCCGAUUGAACCCAUAAACAACUUAGAACUCAAAAUUUGCUAUCAAACGGAGGAUGAAGCAGGAGAAACUCAAAUUGUUCUAUCCAACGAACAAUGUAUGUACAAGGGGAAUCAAUACGAUGGAGUGAGAAGUUCUUUGACAUCACUUUCGAGUCAAGUAUCAAAGGACAACUCGUCAUCAGCAUGGAUGAAGGUUAAAAAAUCUGACGCCAAAAUGUACCCAACAACAUAUUUUGAGCAGUUCUCGAUUUUGCUUAGAAGGAUGAUAAAACAAAUAUCAAGAAAUCGGCAAGCUCUCUGGAUCCAAGCAAUUCACCAUACGAUGUGCGGCGUUUUAAUAGGACUGUGCUUCUUAAACAUGGCGAACGACGGCUCGCAGAUGUUCAAUCAUUUGAAGAUGUGCGUUGGUCUGGUUAUAUUCUUCGCCUAUACCCAGAUAAUGGUGCCAGUUCUUGUCUAUCCGCAAGAAGUGAAACUUGUAAAGAAGGAGCAUUUCAACGGCUGGUACAGUUUAUCGCCUUACUAUGCCGCUUUGACAGUCUCCAAGUUACCUGUUCAAGUGACGCUCAACAUCGUAUUUUGUACGAUCGUGUAUUUUAUGGUUGGAGUGCCAUUUGGCACGUCCAGGUUCAUUUGCUUCUGCCUUAUAGGUAAUGUUGUUUCACUGGCCUCUGAAGGACUGGGCCUGGCCAUUGGAUCCAUGUUUAGCGUCAGGAACGGUUGCGCAAUUGGACCAGCAGCGAUCGCUCCAUUCCUAGGCCUGGCUAUCUACGGUUUCGACUUCGCUCACCGCAUCCCUUUGUUAAUGAACAUCCUAAUGAAGACUUCGUUCAUCCGCUGCGGCGUGGUCGCCAUGGUUUUGACCAUUUUCGGCUUCGGCAGGACUCCCUUAGAUUGCAAAGAUGUCUACUGCCAUUUUUCGAAACCAGACGUUUUAUUCAAAUACUUAGAUAUAGAAAAGAGCUCGGUCUGGUUCGAAAUCGGUAUUAUGGUCACAUUAAUGGUCAUAUUCAGAUCACUAUGCUAUAUGGGUUUAAAAUGGAGAUUUGCCACAUGA